This is a messenger RNA of Micropterus salmoides (largemouth bass), 1442 nucleotides long. It is a transcript of the gene pitx3, whose product is annotated as paired-like homeodomain 3. Gene Ontology annotation, biological process: regulation of transcription by RNA polymerase II; anatomical structure morphogenesis. The record is from RefSeq and is a predicted model, not a curated record. Lineage: Eukaryota; Metazoa; Chordata; Actinopteri; Centrarchiformes; Centrarchidae. Gene Ontology annotation, cellular component: nucleus. The transcript has 4 exons. The coding region runs from base 228 to 1112 and encodes 294 amino acids. Gene Ontology annotation, molecular function: DNA-binding transcription factor activity, RNA polymerase II-specific; RNA polymerase II cis-regulatory region sequence-specific DNA binding.
UCAAGCCUCACUCCUCCACAGCGUUCAUGUUUGACAGCACAGAGGGAAGAAGAAUAGGAAGAAGGAAACUGAAUGACUGACGCUUUUUUUCUGACUGUUUGACGCAACGAGGAACUUUUUGUCCAUGUCACCAGCAAACCUGAGACCAGGACACCCAUCAGCCUACAGCAAAACUCUUUGCCUUUUCCGCGGAUUAAUUUAACCAGACCGGGAUCGAUAGCCUGGGUAUGGAUUUUAACCUGCUGACGGACAGUGAAGCCCGCAGCCCAGCGCUGUCGCUCUCCGACUCCGGGACCCCGCAGCACGACCAGGGAUGUAAAGGCCAGGACAACAGCGACACAGAGAAAUCCCACCAGAACCAGCUGGAUGAGUCCAACACUGAGGACGGCUCUCUGAAGAAGAAGCAGCGGCGGCAGAGGACUCACUUUACCAGCCAGCAGCUUCAGGAGUUGGAGGCCACCUUCCAGAGAAACCGCUACCCUGACAUGAGCACCAGAGAGGAAAUCGCAGUGUGGACCAACCUCACUGAAGCACGAGUCAGGGUGUGGUUCAAGAAUCGGCGUGCCAAGUGGAGAAAAAGGGAGAGGAACCAGCAGGCAGAGUUAUGCAAAAAUGGUUUUGGUGCCCAGUUCAAUGGACUCAUGCAGCCCUACGAUGACAUGUACACGGGUUACUCCUACAACAACUGGGCCACCAAGAGCCUAGCAAGCAGUCCUCUCUCCGCCAAGAGCUUCCCAUUCUUUAACUCAAUGAAUGUAAGCCCCUUGUCAUCUCAGCCCAUGUUCCCCCCCCCAAGCUCCAUCCCCUCCAUGAACAUGGCCUCUAGCAUGGUGCCCUCAGCGGUGGCAGGGGUUCCCACUACGGGGCUCAAUAAUCUGGGCAACCUCAACAACCUCAACAGCCCCGCGGCGCUCAACUCUGUAGCAGUGACUGCGGCCACAUGCCCCUACGCCACCACAGCCAGUCCUUACAUGUACAGAGACACCUGCAACUCCAGCCUGGCCAGCCUGCGGCUCAAGGCCAAGCAGCACACCAACUUUGCUUACCCAGCAGUGCAGAACCCCGUGUCCAACCUGAGCCCCUGCCAAUAUGCUGUGGACCGGCCGGUAUGAAGAAGAAGCUCCGACGAUGACCCCUGACCCAACCAGCUGUAAGUCCACUAUUACCCCACUUCACAUCUCUUCAGAUCUCGGCAGAUCAUGUUUUGAUGGUACACAAUGAAAAAAAACUUAAAAACUGACACAACACAACAAAUAGACAUGCCUGGAUGGACUACUGCUCUUCAAAGGAAUUCUCUCCAGUUUGUGAGACUUUGUUGCUGAACUGACCAACUGCUUCAAAGGAUUUCUAAAGAUUACCGAUUGUAAUUUUUUUCCUUCUUUUGAACUGCAUGAUUAGAGUAAAUGUAGAAACCAAGGGUAAAUAAAACAUGGAUGCUUCAA